This is a messenger RNA of Thlaspi arvense, 354 nucleotides long. The record is from the annotation of a GenBank genome assembly. Lineage: Eukaryota; Viridiplantae; Streptophyta; Magnoliopsida; Brassicales; Brassicaceae.
AUACCUUCAACCUUCCUAACCGCUGGAGAUGCUCACAGUGUUGCACAUGCUCUCUCUCCGUCAUCUUCCUCUCUGUUCUCAGAUUUGAUCCGUCGAUUCGCCACCUCUAGUUCUUCUUCCUUUGUCGCUCCUCUCAAAUUAUCUACCACCAAUCACGCUCUGACCUCGAACCGACUCCAAAGGCGCCAUUUCUGGCUCCAUUCGAGCCGUCAAUUUCGGUCAUUCCCGGCGGUAACGGCAGCUCUGUUGAUGACAAAUUUGGUUGGCUUUAGUCUUCUUCAAGAGCUAGGAAUCAAUGAAAUCAUCAAGGUGACAGGAAGCGAUGACAAAGACGACGAGGGCAUAGCAAAUGAG